GAAAAAAGAGCAUGUCGUAGCAAUAUAAAUUUCGGAGAAUAUUUCAUUCUUACCAAAUUGGUACAAAAUUCUAUUUGAAUUCUUGAAAGGGAACGAAAUGAAUUAAAGGUUGGGUCGAUUGAAUAAAUGGAUCGAGCCCUAUGGUUCAAAUUCUGGGGAAAGAAAGAACAACGAGUUUAUCUUCAUAAUUUGAAUGAUUUCCCGAUCUAAUUAGACGUUAAAAUAAAUUAGUGACUGAUGUGGGAAAGGAUUCUACCACGAGUAGAUACUUUGUUUUUUAUAGUGAAUCCUAACUAUUCAAUUAUCCGUUCUCCAUAAGAGGAUGGAAAUGAAUGUGUAGAAGAAAUAGUAUAUUGAUAAACUACUUUAUUCCAAAAUCAAAAGAGCGAUUGGGUUGAAAAAAUAAAGGAUUUCUAACCAUCUUCUUUUUUUAUCUUAUAACAAAAUAAAAACCAAUUAGAUGGAAAAAAAAGAGAGAGUCCGCUGAUGAAUUUACCCAUCUCCGAAGUAUCUAUUAUUUCAUAAUAAAAUACUUUGUUUUGACUGUAUCGCACUAUGUAUCAUUUGAUAACCCAAGAAACCCUCUAUUUUUACUUUUGUUUUCGGUCUAAAUUGAAAUGGAAGAAUUCCAAGGACAUAUAGAACUAGAUAGGUCUUGGCAACAUAACUUUUUCUAUCCACUUAUUUUUCAGGAAUAUAUUUAUGCAUUUGCAUAUGAUCAUGGUUUAAAUAAAUCGAUUUUGUUGGAAAAUUCGGGUGACAAGAAAUACAGUUUACUAAUUGUAAAGCGUUUAAUUACUCGAAUGUCUCAACAGAAUCAUUUGAUUCUUUCUGCUAAUGAUUCGAACCAAAAUGAAAUUUUUGGGCAUAAGAACAAAAAAAAAUUGUAUUCGGAAAUGAUAACAGAAGGGUUUGCAGUUAUUGUGGAAAUUCCAUUUUCCCUACUAUUAAUAUCUUCCCUAGAGGGAAAAGAGAUAGUAAAAUCUCAUAAUUUGCGAUCAAUUCAUUCAAUAUUUCCUUUUUUAGAGGACAAAUUCUUACAUUUAAAUUAUGUGUUAGAUAUAUUAAUACCUUACCCUGCCCAUCUAGAAAUAUUGGUUCAAACUCUUCGCUACUGGUUGAAAGAUGCCUCUUCUUUGCAUUUCUUACGAUUCUUUCUUUAUGAGUAUCGUAAUUGGAAUAGUCUUAUUACUCAAAAGGAAUUCAUUUCCUUUUUGAAAAAAAGGAAUCAAAGAUUAUUCUUGUUCCUAUAUAAUUUCCAUGUAUGUGAAUACGAAUCCCUUUUUUUUUUCUCCGCAACCAAUCCUCUUAUUUACGAUCAACAUCUUUUGGAGCCCUUCUUGAACGAAUCCAUUUCUACGGAAAGAUAAAAUAUCUAGUAAAAGUUUUUACUAAUGAUUUGGGGGUUAUCCAAUGGUUUUUCAAAGAACCUUUCCCACAUUAUGUUAGGUAUCAAGGAAAAUCAAUUCUGGCUUCAAAAGGUACA
This is a messenger RNA of Beta vulgaris subsp. vulgaris (sugar beet), 1486 nucleotides long. RefSeq names its product maturase K-like. Gene Ontology annotation, biological process: mRNA processing. Gene Ontology annotation, cellular component: chloroplast. The record is from RefSeq and is a predicted model, not a curated record. NCBI's taxonomy places the organism in Eukaryota, Viridiplantae, Streptophyta, Magnoliopsida, Caryophyllales, Amaranthaceae.